UGAAUUGUAUUGCUUACUUGCACAAUGUCAUGAUCUAAAAUCCGUGAAGAAAGUGAAAGUUUUAAAAUUGUCGUCAUUGAAUGCAUACCUUUUCUUGAUGAAAAUUUGAAUCCCAUAGUACUACUAGUUAUCACAAUUACAAUAUAAUACUUAACGCAUUACGAUAUAUAUUAUUUACGAUAUUUUAACAAAUUGUUCGGUAUUGAGUUAAAUAAUACAUUAACAAAAGUAAAAUCCAUUAAUAAUAUAAUAUACUUACAUAAUAUUAUUUCCGUGGUGUUCAUAUAAUUUACCAUGUUUUUAGGAAUCUCUAGUUUGCAAAAAGGAGCUGUAUUUUUCCGAAAUAUAUCAAAAAUGAGUGCAAUGUCUCAAUAUCAUACACUUAAAAUUGAAAAUCCUAAAGAAUUUGUUUAUAAUGUCCAAAUAAAUAGACCAGAAAAAGCUAAUGCAAUGAAUAAUGCAAUGUGGUUCGAAAUAGGAAAAUGUUUCAAUGAACUAAACGAGAAUACAGAUUGCAGAGUAAUUGUUCUUUCAGCUAAUGGAAAAUAUUUCACUUCAGGAAUUGAUUUAUUUGACCUAAUGAAUCUUGGCCAAGAGGUUGCAAGUCAUGAUGAUAUUGCAAGAAAAUCAAAAGUCUUACGAGUUUUUAUUAAGAAAUAUCAAGAUUGUCUCACUGCAAUUGAAAAAUGCGAUAAACCUGUGUUGACUGCUAUUCAUAAUGGAUGUAUUGGUGGAGGAGUUGAUCUAGUUUCAGCUGCAGAUGUACGAUAUUGCACAGAAGAUGCUUGGUUUCAACUUAAAGAAACCGAAAUAGGAAUGGCAGCAGAUGUUGGUACACUGCAAAGGAUGCAAAAAAUUAUUGGAAGUAUGAGUACAUUCAAUGAAUUAGCAUUUACUGCUCGUAAAUUUUCCUCUAAAGAAGCCAAAAGUAUUGGUUUUGUGACUCAAGUAUAUGAAACUAAAGAAAGCAUGUUAGAAAGCGUUAUGAACAUUGCUACAGACAUAGCCAGCAAAAGUCCUGUAGGAGUCCAAAUGACUAAAAGAAGCAUUAUAUAUUCACGAGAUCAUACUGUUCAAGAAGGAUUAGAUCAUAUUGCGGACUGGAAUCAAACAUUACUUCAAAGUGAAGAUUUCAUUAAAGCGUCAAUGGCUGUUGCUACAAAGGAUAAAAAACCAAUAUUUUCAAAACUAUAAUUAAGUAUUUUAGUAAACUUAAUUUUAAAUGUAAUUUUGGACAUGAAUCAAUUGCUCUCUCAAAAUUGAAUCUUUACAUUUUAUUCUAAAUUAAAUACAACCAAUAGUUAAGUAUUGUUACAAAAUGAAGAUUUCAUUAAAGCAUCAAUGGCUGUUUCUACAAAGGAUAAAAAAACUAUAAUUAAGUAUUUUAAUAAACUUAAUUUUGGACAUAAAUCAA
Molecule: messenger RNA, 1414 nt
Organism: Myzus persicae (green peach aphid)
Lineage: Eukaryota; Metazoa; Arthropoda; Insecta; Hemiptera; Aphididae
Product: delta(3,5)-Delta(2,4)-dienoyl-CoA isomerase, mitochondrial
Exons: 8
Coding region: 295-1194 (299 amino acids)
Cellular component (GO): mitochondrion
Molecular function (GO): delta(3,5)-delta(2,4)-dienoyl-CoA isomerase activity
Source: RefSeq, a predicted model, not a curated record